AUGAGUGGUUCCUCGGUUACUCCCCCUUUUACUCUGCCUCCAGGUCCCACUGAACAAGACUUUUCUAUUCCACAACGAAUCUUGAACAAUGCCAAAGAGCUGAGCCACCAUGAAGGUCUUCGGCCUCUGGAUGCGCGUGUUGGUGCCGUAAUGCAGUUCGGCAAUUGCAUCAUAAUCUCACCGAAUGCAGAUUAUGUCCCGCAAUUUCCAUUCAUCGACGAUGGGAAAGUCGUGCCUAUGACUCAGAUUCCGGGACGCCAAUUGGCUCUUUACGCUCGGAACUGA
Molecule: messenger RNA, 285 nt
Organism: Fomitiporia mediterranea MF3/22
Lineage: Eukaryota; Fungi; Basidiomycota; Agaricomycetes; Hymenochaetales; Hymenochaetaceae
Exons: 3
Coding region: 1-285 (94 amino acids)
Source: RefSeq, a predicted model, not a curated record